AUGGCAGGCCUACUAUUUCGUCCCCAGAAUGACAUUGACCCCAGCGUCAACGUCCAACAGCUAUCGUGCAAGCCCCAUGUGCCGCCGUUCGUCGGCCGCAUAGGCGGCAAUCAGGGCAUUGUCCUCGAUCGGGCCGAUCCAGAUAAUGCCGAAUUUCUGCGUAAAGUGCCAGAUGCUGCUCCAUUAAUGAGUGCACGAGAUGCCUUUAAUGUGCGCGGGUUCACCGACCUUAACCUCUGGCGAUUUGCGGUGGUGGAAUGCGUUGGUAUCAACCUCCCGGACAUAUCUGCUAUCUAUCAGGAAAUAUAA
This is a messenger RNA of Aspergillus luchuensis, 309 nucleotides long. RefSeq lists its product as uncharacterized. Bases 1 to 309 code for a protein of 102 amino acids. The transcript has a single exon. NCBI's taxonomy places the organism in Eukaryota, Fungi, Ascomycota, Eurotiomycetes, Eurotiales, Aspergillaceae. The record is from RefSeq and is a predicted model, not a curated record.